Messenger RNA from Saccostrea echinata, 987 nucleotides. Its product is annotated as tetraspanin-1-like. The coding region runs from base 36 to 791 and encodes 251 amino acids. NCBI's taxonomy places the organism in Eukaryota, Metazoa, Mollusca, Bivalvia, Ostreida, Ostreidae. Gene Ontology annotation, cellular component: membrane. The transcript is spliced from 9 exons. The record is from RefSeq and is a predicted model, not a curated record.
UAUUAAAUAAAUAAAAAAGUUAAAGAAAAAGCAACAUGGGAGACGGGUGUUGUACGGGGUUUGCCAGAUUUAUUCUUGUGGUUUUCAACAUAAUUUUUGUGCUUUCCGGAGGCGGCAUCCUUGGCACAGGAAUCUGGCUAAAAGUUGACCCCGACUCUGUGAAUAUACAGAAAUUAAUUUCAGUUGACAGUCAUGAUCAAGCAAUUUCCUCCACAGCCUAUGUCCUUAUCGGGUUUGGGAGUGUCGUUUUCUUAGUGGGGUUUCUAGGAUGUAUUGGGGGAUGUAAACAAUGGAAAUGGGCCCUUGGUUUGUAUAUCUUCUUCCUCGUUAUUAUUUUCAUUGGUGAGUUCUCUGGAGGAAUAAUGGCGGCGGUAUACAAAUCCAAGGUAACUGAUGAGCUCAGUAAAACGCUUAAGAAAUCCGUGGCACAGUACAAAAACAGUUCUCUAAUAAGACAGGCCUGGGAUGACGUACAGAAAACGAUUCAUUGCUGUGGAGUAGAUAGCUAUACAGAUUAUCGGAAUGUUGCACAUUUUAAUAUCACUGUGCCUGUUCCGGAUUCCUGCUGUCACAACAAUAUAAAGCUCUGUAGAACAGAGGCAAUGUUUAAUAAUGUUACAGGCUCUCAAAACUUGUACAAUGAGGGUUGUCUGAAUUCCUUGCAAGACCAGCUGAAGAGUAAUCUGUCAAUCAUUAUUGGAGUCGCCAUCGGGAUAGCAAUGAUUCAGCUUUUUGGAAUCAUCUUAGCCUGCAAGUCAUUUCGCUCUGCUGACGAGGACAAUAUUGCGUAGUAACAUACAAUAAAAACAUUGAAAAGGCCAUGUCGUCAUACAUCAAUGUUGUUUAUAUCAAAAAUAAACUUGUAAAAAUAUUUUUUGAUCAUCAUAUAAUGUGAUCACAUUCAAAUUGAAAAAAAAGUCAUUGUUCUUUUAGUUUUACAUUUUCUAGUUCAUAAAAUUUUGUAUUGUUUAUUAAUGUUUCAGGUUU